Molecule: messenger RNA, 2439 nt
Organism: Pundamilia nyererei
Lineage: Eukaryota; Metazoa; Chordata; Actinopteri; Cichliformes; Cichlidae
Product: heterogeneous nuclear ribonucleoprotein A0-like
Exons: 1
Coding region: 119-991 (290 amino acids)
Biological process (GO): mRNA splicing, via spliceosome
Cellular component (GO): catalytic step 2 spliceosome
Molecular function (GO): mRNA 3'-UTR binding
Source: RefSeq, a predicted model, not a curated record
AGGUGACCAAUCAGCGAGAGGAACGUCUUACGAAGACGUGAGUGAAACGGCCCGCCCUUACGUCGGUUCAUUGAAGAAGAGGGACGGUCUGAGCUGCGCACCAUCCUCCGGAGGAACCAUGACAUCCAAACUUUGUAAGCUUUUUGUUGGGGGAUUGAACGUGGAGACCACCGAUGAAGGCCUCCGCAAGUACUUCGAGCAGUAUGGUACCCUUAGCGACUGCGUGGUGGUCAUGAACCAGCAGCUUGGACGUUCCCGCUGUUUCGGUUUCAUCACCUACUCCACGCCGGAGGAGGCCGACGCAGCAAUGGCCGCUAAGCCACAUGUCGUCGAAGGCAACAACGUGGAGGUGAAAAGGGCCAUAGCGCGAGAGGAUGCCAACAACCCGGACAUACUCGCCAAUGUCAAGAAAAUCUUCGUCGGCGGCGUGAAAGACCACAUCGUUGAGGAGAACCUGACCGAGUACUUCUCGCAAUUUGGCGCGGUGGAGAAGGCCGAGAUCAUCUCCGACAAGCAGACCGGCAGGAAGAGAGGCUUCGGCUUUGUCUUCUUCGAGGAUACCGACUCCGCCACCAAAGCGGUCCUGACCAAAUACCACACCAUCAACGGGAACAAGGUGGAGGUGAAAAAGGCUCUAACCAAGCAGGAAAUGUCCACCAGCGGCCGGGGAGGAAGGGGUCGAGGGAGAGGGAUGCAGAGUUACGGCGGCGGAAGAGGAGGCGGCGGCGGCAGCUACGGAGGCGGCUACGGCGGUAGUUACGGGGGUGGCUACGGCUACGGCGGGGGCUAUAACGGGGGGGAUGGCUACGGAGGCUACGGGGGAUACGACGAAUACGACAGCCAGAUGGGUGGCGGGUACAGCAAUGGGGACUUUGGGGACGGCUAUGGACAGCAGCACUCCAGUUACGGAGCGAUGAAGGGGGGCAACUAUACUUCUUACCGGAGCGGGGCUCCUUAUAACAGGGGUGGUGGAUUUAGCAGCGGCUACUAAUGGCGCCCUCAAACGAUGAGAGAUUCAUUUCUAAUUGAAAUGGACUUGAUUUACACACACGAGCUACACAUGUCCAGGUAGGGGGUGAGAGGUGGUCUUCGAGUUCAAUUAAAAAGAAGCAACGCCCAUCACCCACACAGCCUGCUUUCUGGAUCCCAUCCACCCCCCACCAGGACUUCCCUUCUUGUCCUCUUAUUCCACACGUUAUGGACUUUAAUACUAAGAAUUGUGAAUUAUUGAACUGUAUUUUGUUAUGUUGAAUUCUUUAAGUAUAAUUUUUGUCAGUCACUGCUUCAAAUGAGAAAAAAUCGAUUGUUUGAUUUGCAGAUCUGUCAGUUUUGCCUGUUUUCACACCAUGAACUCAGGGUUUUAGGUAAAGUUUGUGGCAGUGUCCGGCAGCAUGGGACUGGAUUUCUUCAGCUUCUUGACCCUAAAACUUUUUUCUUUGCUCUCUUUUGUUUAUUGUUUUGAGAAAUGUCAGGGACUAUUUUCACUGUACUCUUGCCCCACUUUCCCGUCCCAGUUUUCUUUUUGUUUUCUUUUUUUGUUUUGCCUAGAUUAAAAUCCUUUGAAAUUCAUGUGUUCAGCUCACCCCCUAUGUUCUGCUUUUAUUAAAGUUUUUAAUGUUUUAAAAAUCUAUCUAAUCUCGCAGUCUUAAUUCAGAUCAACAGAAAGUGCUUUUAAACCCCCCACUUUGGGAACGUUUGGGAACAAUUAUUUUUAUUUCCUUUUUAAAUCCUUAAACUCUCCUCUUUAAAUUGGGUUCAGGAAACGACCACUAGGAGGUAGUAUUGCCUGGAAAUCAUGGAUUUCUGCUACAUCGGCCAUUUUGGAGGUGGUGAAUCACCAAAGCAGUAUUUGUUAUUCCUAUACAACAUAAAAAAAUAAACGAGCAUCCUCAUUUUGAUUAACUGCUUUGUUUUUUUUAUUUUUAUUUUUUUAAGACUUACCAGUUGUCUUUCUAUUUUUCCUCCAUGUUGAUCUACAGAAACUCAUCGAUGACAGGUUUUCACAAUAUCAGGCUCCUAAAACCCUCACAGAUUCAGCCAGCUGAUAAAUAUUUUCACCUGGGAGCAACCAGUCUUUAGUGUCCAUCAAACAAAGGGGAGAAGUGUUAGGUAUUGGCAGAUAUAGAUGAACGUAACUGGCCAUGGUGCUAAAGUGUGUACCAAAUCCGCUUGUGUAAGGGCUGGAUGUCAUCAGCAACACCUACAUGACCUACAAGAUUUUAUGGAGGAAAGUAGGUGCACAGGCAAAGGAAGAAUAAAGUGAGAGCUCUCACUCUGAACCUGUUUCUGGUUUGGAAAAUAUCCAAAUACUGGGUGUUUUUAUAUGAAAGUAUUUUUCUUUUUAACAUUGAGUGUUAUAACCUGAUGUUGUUACAGCUGUACACUGCAUUUUAUCACUCCUUUCAUGCCUGAUUUUUAUAAAGCACGUUUAGUAGCAUA